GCUACCCACAAAUACAAAGGAGAGAUACAACCUCCAUAUCAAAAACAAAAGACUACCCACAACACACACACACACACACAAACACAGUAAUUAGAAUAAUCAGAGAGCUAGAAAGAAAAGGGAUCGAGUAUAUGCAAUGGGGAGGGGUAAGAAGCUAGUGGUGUUCUGCAUAAUAGCGGCAGCGUUGGUGGCGUCCACAAUGGGUACGAUGGAGGAGGAUGAGAAGGAUUGUGCGGACCAGCUGACGAACCUUGCAGCUUGCAUUCCGUAUGUGAGUGGCAGUGCCAAGAAGCCGACGCCUGAGUGCUGCGAGGACACACAGAAAGUGAAGAGUGCAAAGCCCAAGUGUCUUUGUGUUCUCAUCAAAGAGAGCACUGACCCCUCCAUGGGCCUCCCUGUCAAUACCACUUUGGCACUUCAAAUGCCCUCUGCUUGCAACAUCGAUGCCAAAGUCUCCGAUUGCCCCACAUUACUGAAUCUCCCACCGGAUUCACCAGACGCGAAGAUCUUUAAAGAAGCGGAUGGAGGUACUUCAACCACCAGCUCAGCGACAAAUUCACCACCAUCUUCCACAUCGGGGACUUCACCGUCGUCAUCUUCUUCCUCGGGGACCGGUUCAAGUAAGGAUUCGAAGGCCACUCCAACCAGUAAUGAGGGAGAAAAGCUGAAUGGGCACUGCAUGUUGGUGAUGCUAAUGAGCUUGGCUUCAAUUGCAUGGAUGUUCAAUAUCUGAGCUAGUUGCCAAUCAGUCCUCAACUUGUGACCCAUGGAGGGAGAGAACGUUGUAGAACUUUAGUAGUAGUAGUAGUAGUGGUAGUUAAUCAGCUUGGUUUUUGCCAGCUUGUUCUCUCUUCAACUUUCUUAAUAACGAAAAUAAGAUCAAUAUUAUGAUCACCGAAUGAGAAGGUUUAAUGGGAAAGAUACAAUGAGGCUAUCAAUUUUAUGAUUGAAUGAGAA
Messenger RNA from Cornus florida, 957 nucleotides. RefSeq names its product non-specific lipid transfer protein GPI-anchored 14-like. The record is from RefSeq and is a predicted model, not a curated record. The transcript is spliced from 2 exons. NCBI's taxonomy places the organism in Eukaryota, Viridiplantae, Streptophyta, Magnoliopsida, Cornales, Cornaceae. The coding region runs from base 137 to 733 and encodes 198 amino acids.